This is a messenger RNA of Cercocebus atys (sooty mangabey), 2818 nucleotides long. It is a transcript of the gene CSAD, whose product is annotated as cysteine sulfinic acid decarboxylase. Bases 744 to 1970 code for a protein of 408 amino acids. Lineage: Eukaryota; Metazoa; Chordata; Mammalia; Primates; Cercopithecidae. The transcript is spliced from 15 exons. The record is from RefSeq and is a predicted model, not a curated record. Gene Ontology annotation, cellular component: cytoplasm. Gene Ontology annotation, molecular function: pyridoxal phosphate binding; sulfinoalanine decarboxylase activity. Gene Ontology annotation, biological process: carboxylic acid metabolic process.
UCUCAAAAAAUAAAAAGGUGGGGGGAUUUUACGUCCCUGCCUCUCAGGCGCCCUCUGCCUCAGUCUCCAGGGUCACCUGUGGCAGUUUCUCAGGCCCUUGUCUGCCCUCAAGACACCCCCAUGCUGGGCCCUGGGAUGCACAGUGCGGGUCCCCUCUUUUGCGCUGGCCCUCUGGUUCUCGCCACCGUGGGGUUAAUGCAGCAUGGGUUUUGCCUUUCAUCUGAUUUCCCAUCUCCUUCUGUCAGCUAAUGAUUAUUCAGGGAGCUUCACCUCACCCUGCUGUCCCUAUCCCAAAUCUGUCAAAGUUCUCUUUGGGGCAAAGGUCAUGAGAAUUAUGGCCAUGUGACUGCUGUUUUCACCCCACUCCCUCUGCCGUCUUGGUCCCACUGUUCUGAGGAGCUACCUUUGCACCCUGCCUCUGGCUCUCCUGAGCAGAGAGAUCCUGAUGGCUGACUCAGAAGCACUCCCCUCCCUUGCUGGGGACCCAGUGGCUGUGGAAGCUUUGCUCCGGGCCGUGUUUGGGGUUGUUGUGGAUGAGGCCAUUCAGAAAGGAACCAAUGCCUCCCAGAAGGUCUGUGAGUGGAAGGAGCCUGAGGAGCUGAAGCAGCUGCUGGAUUUGGAGCUGCGGAGCCAGGGCGAGUCCCAGGAGCAGAUCCUGGAGCGGUGUCGGGCUGUGAUUCGCUACAGUGUCAAGACUGGUCACCCUCGGUUCUUCAACCAGCUCUUCUCAGGGUUGGAUCCCCAUGCUCUGGCCGGGCGCAUUAUCACUGAGAGCCUCAACACCAGCCAGUGAGCAUCCCACGGCCCCUCUACCAUCCCACAAAGGAUUUAGGUACACAUAUGAAAUCGCCCCCGUGUUUGUGCUCAUGGAAGAGGAGGUGCUGAGGAAACUGCGGGCCCUGGUGGGCUGGAGCUCUGGGGAUGGAAUCUUCUGCCCUGGUGGCUCCAUCUCCAACAUGUAUGCUGUAAAUCUGGCCCGCUAUCAGCGCUACCCGGAUUGCAAGCAGAGGGGCCUCCGCACACUGCCGCCCCUGGCACUAUUCACAUCGAAGGAGUGUCACUACUCCAUCCAGAAGGGAGCUGCGUUUCUGGGACUUGGCACCGACAGUGUCCGAGUAGUCAAGGCUGAUGAGAGAGGGAAAAUGGUCCCCGAGGAUCUGGAGAGGCAGAUUGGUAUGGCUGAGGCUGAGGGUGCUGUGCCGUUCCUGGUCAGUGCCACCUCUGGCACCACUGUGCUAGGGGCCUUUGACCCCCUGGAGGCAAUUGCUGAUGUGUGCCAGCGUCAUGGGCUCUGGCUGCAUGUGGAUGCUGCCUGGGGUGGGAGCGUCCUGCUGUCACAGACACACAGGCAUCUCCUGGAUGGGAUCCAGAGGGCUGACUCUGUGGCCUGGAAUCCCCACAAGCUCCUCGCGGCAGGCCUGCAAUGCUCUGCACUUCUUCUCCAGGAUACCUCGAACCUACUCAAGCGCUGCCAUGGGUCCCAGGCCAGCUACCUUUUCCAGCAGGACAAGUUCUACGAUGUGGCUCUGGACACGGGAGACAAGGUAGUGCAGUGUGGCCGCCGUGUGGACUGUCUGAAGCUGUGGCUCAUGUGGAAGGCACAGGGCGAUCAAGGGCUGGAACGGCGCAUCGACCAGGCCUUUGCCCUUGCCCGGUACCUGGUAGAGGAAAUAAAGAAGCGGGAAGGGUUGGAGCUAGUCAUGGAGCCUGAGUUCGUCAAUGUGUGUUUCUGGUUCGUACCCCCCAGCCUGCGAGGGAAGCAGGACAGUCCAGAUUACCACGAGAGGCUGUCCAAGGUGGCCCCCAUGCUCAAGGAGCGCAUGGUGAAGGAGGGCUCCAUGAUGAUUGGCUACCAGCCCCACGGAACCCGGGGUAACUUCUUCCGUGUGGUUGUGGCCAACCCUGCGCUGACCUGUGCUGAUAUGGACUUCCUCCUCAACGAGCUGGAGCGACUAGGCCAGGACCUGUGAGCCUUCUCCUUGCUGCCAGCCUUGAUACCACCCCUCACCCGCAGAGUCGCUGCAUUUCCUCCCUGUGCUCUCAAGAACAGCCUUUGAGGCCGGGCACGGUGGCUCAUGCCUGUAAUCCCAGCAUUUUGGGAGGCCGAGGCAGGUGGAUCACUUGAGGUCAGGAGUUCGAGACCAGCCUGGCCAAUAAGGUGAAACCCUGUCUCUACUAAAUAUACAAAAAUUAGCCGAGCAUGGUGGCAUGCGCCUGUCAUCCCAGCUACUCGGGAGGCUGAGGCAGAAUUGCUUGAACCCAGGAGGCAGAGGUUGCAGUGAGCCGAGAUUGCACCCCUGCACUCCAGGCUGGGCAACAGAAUGAGACUCCGUCUCAAAAAAAAAAAAAAAGAACAGCCUUUCUAGGCCACAGUGAUCUGCACAAUGUUUAUAUGCUUUGACCUACUAACUCCUUCUCCUAACUAAAUAUUUGAUUUUAGGAGAGUGUUUAAAUAAAUUAUAGUAUGUCUGUAUGAUGGAAUGUCAUUUUGCCAUUAAAAUUAUGUUUACAAAGAUAAUUUUUAUUGACAUAAAAAUAACUUUAUGUUGAAAAAGCUGAAUAUAAGACUUUAUAUACAGUAAUAUUUGAGCUAUGUUCAAAAAUACAUAGGAAAAGACGGAUAAAAUGAAAUAUGGCAAAAUGUUAAUAGUUUUCCCUGGAAUAGGGUAAUAGGCAAUUUUAAAACAGACUCCUUUAAAAAAACAAAAGAAAAAAGCAUAGACUCCUUUAUAUGUUUUGAGCUCCCUCCCUUUUAUUAUGUAAUCAAUAUGCAUUACUUUUGUAAUGGGAAAAUAAUAAAGUUAAAAUUUCAAGUGCA